AUGGACGAAUAUCGGCUUCAACAAGAGCUCGAAGCAAUGGCGGGCAAUGCGUUCCAGGUGGGAGAGGAUACACGCGCAAACCCGGAGCCCAUCGGCACCGCCAUGGAACGAUGGCAGAAGCUCUUCGGUCUCGAUCAAAGCGAGGCGGUAGAACGCAUCAUGCAUCACCGCAACAACCUGACCCGCACGCGCAUUUCCGACGCCCACUGGGACGAGGUCCGCAGCCAUGCGGAAGUCGCUGGCUACGAUCGGGAAGCCUACGAGUACGAGCUGGAGCUGCUGAGGAAGAAGGCCCAUCUGCCAGGCCUCUACCCCUCCUCCGCCGACGAGGAUGAGAGCGAUUGCUCCUCCAUCACGUACCUCUUGGAGCUUGCGGGUCCGCUUGAGGAUGUCGAAAAGGUCCGACGAGCCGCUGGUAUGGAUAUGCUGCCGGUCGUUGUGGAGGGGAAUAGCACCGAAGACCAACGGGCGGUGUCGCUGUGUUGCAUUGGCGCUGCGGCGAAGAGGGCUAUCUUGAGAUGGUGCAGUGCAGAAGGAGAGGGUUACGAGCCCACCAUCUUGGUUGAUCCGCGGUCACUGAGAUGA
Lecanosticta acicola is the source of this 585-nucleotide messenger RNA. NCBI's taxonomy places the organism in Eukaryota, Fungi, Ascomycota, Dothideomycetes, Mycosphaerellales, Mycosphaerellaceae. The record is from the annotation of a GenBank genome assembly.